Chelmon rostratus (copperband butterflyfish) is the source of this 2132-nucleotide messenger RNA. It is a transcript of the gene hnrnph3, whose product is annotated as heterogeneous nuclear ribonucleoprotein H3 (2H9). Gene Ontology annotation, cellular component: nucleoplasm; ribonucleoprotein complex. Lineage: Eukaryota; Metazoa; Chordata; Actinopteri; Chaetodontiformes; Chaetodontidae. Gene Ontology annotation, biological process: regulation of RNA splicing. The record is from RefSeq and is a predicted model, not a curated record. Bases 63 to 1274 code for a protein of 403 amino acids. Gene Ontology annotation, molecular function: RNA binding. The transcript has 11 exons.
UGGCAGUGGCACCUGAGGCUCGGGAUAGGAGCAGGAGACCGGGGAUAAGAGGCGACUUGAGGAUGUCUUUGAAUGAAGAGGGUUUUGUGGUUCGGAUCAGAGGACUGCCCUGGUCCUGCACGCAGGAGGAGGUUGCCAGUUUCUUCUCUGACUGUGACAUCGUUGGGAAAGUAAACGGAGUGUGUUUUACCUACUCUAAAGAAGGACGUCCCAGUGGAGAGGCAUUUAUCGAGCUGAAAAUGGCAGAGGAUUUCAAGAAUGCCCUUGCCAAGGACCGUAAAUACAUGGGACACCGAUACAUAGAGGUGUUCAAGUCAAACCGCAGUGAAAUGGACUGGGUGCUGAAACGUAGUGGUCCUGCUGACUAUGACAGCUGCAGUGGCUGCAUGCUGAGACUUAGAGGCCUUCCCUUUGGUUGCAGCAAGGAGGAGAUUGUUCAGUUCUUCUCAGGGUUGAGAAUCGUGCCAAAUGGGAUUACUCUGCCAGUGGACUACCAGGGGAGGAGCACAGGGGAAGCCUUCGUGCAGUUUGCUUCAAAGGAGAUAGCAGAAAAGGCUCUGGGGAAACACAAGGAAAGAAUAGGGCACAGAUACAUAGAGAUUUUUAAGAGCAGUCGUAAUGAGAUCAGAGCCUACUAUGAGCUGCCCCGGCGGGGGAUGGGAGCCCAGAGACCAGGGCCCUACGAUAGACCCAUGAUGGGGGGCCCGAGAGGAGGGUUUUUUGGGCCCGGGCCCGGCCGCGGUGGAGCUCUGAUGGACACCAUGAGGAGUGGAGGGGGCUAUGGAGGAGGCUAUGGUGGCUUUGACGGCUACAAUGGUUUCAACAACUACUGUUUUGGCAACGGCAUGUUUGAUGAGCGAGUGAGAGGAGAGAGAGGAGGACGAGGGAUGGGAGGUCACGGUUACAGUAGUCAAAGUGACAGUUCUUCAGGCUUCCACAGCGGCCAUUUUGUCCAUAUGAGGGGUUUACCUUUCCGUGCCACAGAGGGAGACAUCGCUAAAUUCUUCUCUCCUUUGAAUCCACUGAGGGUCCACAUCGACGUGGCUCCUAAUGGCAAGUCAACUGGGGAAGCAGACGUGGAGUUUCGCUCCCAUGAAGACGCUGUGGCAGCUAUGUCCAAAGACAAGAACCACAUGCAGCAUCGCUAUAUUGAGCUGUUUCUUAACUCAACAGCCAGUGGAGCAUCUGAAAUGAGUCGUGGUGGCGGUGGUUACUAUGGUAACUCAGGAGGGGGCGGAGGCUCACGGAGCAGCGGGCUGCGAAGUGCAUACUGAUGAUGUCAUCCUACUCUUUCAGUCCAUCCUGACGUUUGUCUUGCAUCUCUGUAGGCCACAUUUACUCGGUUAAUGUUUCUAAGCAGGAGAGCUGAUCUGAAGUCUCUCAUUUGUUGUGUAAGAGUCAUUCUUUUUAUAUUCAGGGGUUCUACUUAAACUUCACUUUAGAUACUAGAACACACCAGAUCUGACUAUUAUUACACCAUUCCUGAAGGCAUACGAAGAACAAAACAACCUGUUAACAUGUUGGAGCUGUCGUAGAUGCUGUUCAUGGUUUCAGUCAUUUUGGAGAUUUCUUGUUUAUCGUAUAUUUUUAAAACAACUGGUUAUUGUAGCAUAGUUUUUCAUAGUUCUCAUGAAAAGUACAUUUCCUCUGGUGACCUGAUUAAGAGAAAUCACACAGAAAACACCAGUUUAUUUUUCAUUGUCAAUGUCAUUUUGUUGGUACCACAUUGUUUGGACAGAGCAGAGUCAUUCUGAAUCACUUGAUAUCUCUACUUGGACCUGGAUGACGCGUUGAGGCGAACAAUGCUCUGGAGGGGGGUGACACUAUGUCAAAACAUAACGAGCAGCCCUCUUCGUAAGAAAUUCAGAGUUUAAAAAGAAAAAAACAAACAUUUUACAAAUUUUGUUCAGCUGGAUUUCACAUUAGCUUUCCUGCUUUGACAAGUUUGGUAAAUGUGAGCCAGUGUGUUUUUUAUGAAUGUUUUCACAGUUCAUUGCAGAAUUUAAAACUAAGUUGAAUAUGAUAUUCCACUCUCAAAGAGGGGAAGUAAAGCAAAGUCUCUAUAUUUGAGCUGUAAGAUAGAUUAUGCAGCUGUUGUACAUUUUGCCUAAUAAAUUUUAUAUUUAAUUCUC